UGCAAAGCUACUACAGUUUGCUAGGUUUGAGAGAUGAACACUGAUAUUUCACUCAUGUCUCGGAUCACCACUGAUAGUGAUGGGGAUACCAUGACCGUCAGUUCCACAACCCUACAAUCCACUGAAUGGAAAGAGGUUCUCAACUCUAAUUCUUCUCAGACGUUGAAGUUUGGCGGCUGUCACCAGAAAGACCCUCCGUUUAAUAAGGUGCGGAAUUUCACUGACAACCAUUUGGGAUCUCCACCUGGCAGUAAGAACCUGAUGGAUGAGCUCGAGGUCAUCAAGUUCCACAUUGAAGUCCAAACCAGAACCAUUGAAUCCUUGAACCAAACAGUGAGCCUCCUGGCAAAAGAGCGAAGCCACCAUCAGCAGCAGAUCCGACUACUGGAGGCUGAAGUGAGGAGACUGAGCAUGAGCAGUAAUAUUGAAGAGGACAGGAUUAAUUUAGUGAUAGACAGAAAAAUUGAAGACUGGAAGAAAGAACUGUCCUCAGGCCUGACCAAAAUACAGGAGCCAGUCCAGCAAAUGGAGAACCAAGUCCAGACAACAGACUCCAGCAACCAUGCUGAAGAACUUGCUGCAGAAAUACAUGAGAGUAAAAAAUUUCUAUGGGAGGAAUGUGAAUCAUUGCGGAAAGAGAUAGAACAAAUUAACCGAAAGCUAACUAUUCAAGAGGAUGAUCUGUUGAGCAGUUUGACAGAUUGCAAAAUACUCAGACAAAAUCAGAAGAAAUAUAAUCAGAUUCUAGAGAGACUAAUACAGAGAUGCAGACAAGUACAAUCACUGGAUCCUGAACAGGAAUUGAAAGACAUUAAAUUAGCAAUGAUUGAUAUGCAGGAGCAGAUUCAGAACCUUUGUUAUUCCAACAAACAAAACAAUACCAUUGCCAGAAUUAAGAGAGGCCAAAGUAUUGAGUGCACCAGGAAAGAGCUGAUGGUGAAACAUAUGUCCAAUGCCUCAGAUUCUGAUACUGACACAUGGUAAAAACCAUCUAAUAACUUCUGAUAUCCACUGCUGGGAAUACCAUCACCCAAUGACCCAGCUGCCUGAACAGCAUCCCAAACAGAUGCAAAAGGCAGACCAGGAACCACAAGCUUUAAUAAAAUUAAUUACAUAAAUCCCAAAGCACUCUUUUAUUCAGUGAGAUGUUAAAGGUUUUCCAAGUUUGCAGGAAGGCAGGGUUAUUUCCAUCAAAAUGUUUGCUCAGGAGAGAGAAAGACAAAGUGCAAGCAGAUUGGGAACCUUUUUUUCCCCUCUCAGUAGCCCCUGGAAAUUCUCGGUAGCACAGCCCAGGGAACUUGUCCAAGUGACAUCCUUUCUGAGGCAAGUAUCACAACAAUUGACAGCCAGUGAACCACAGAGAGAGGAUUACAAUAGACAGCUACCAGCUCGAGACAUGAGCUAGGCAAUUACCAGCAGCAACUUUGCUUUAUUUCCUGAUUACAACACAAUCACCAGCUGAAAGCAGAUCGCACUGCUCCAGCAAGCAGAGGGUACCGCUCCACUGAACUGUGUGGUACACUUCGACAACAACAGCAACCCUCACCCUCAACUCAGUUGAGGCUGCUGUUAUUGUAUUGGUUUUGAUUGCUGAUGAUGAUGUUUGGUACACGAUCAUUUACAAUGGUAGGUAAACCACAGGUAAUACAUGUGCAGAAUACUGUG
Molecule: messenger RNA, 1665 nt
Organism: Chiloscyllium plagiosum (whitespotted bambooshark)
Lineage: Eukaryota; Metazoa; Chordata; Chondrichthyes; Orectolobiformes; Hemiscylliidae
Source: RefSeq, a predicted model, not a curated record